CUGCAUUUAUAUACUCCACUAAAAAAUUUUUUGAAGCAGCGAUCACAUACAUCGACCAAGCACAAGCGGCGGCAAGGCGAGCUAUAGCAAGUGGUGAUCCUGACCGAGAUGGCGUCACUACCCUGCCAAGCUCCAAGCAGGGCCCCGGCGCCGGCGGCGCCGGUGGCGGUGGCGGUGGUGUCGCCGCUGUUCUGCGCGCCAGGCCUGGUGCAGCUGACGGUCCAGCCCCAGGAGUCCAGUGGCUACACCGUCACCAACGCCUCCGGAGCCGUCGUGCUGAAAGCCAGGACCAAAACUCUGAGCUUCCACAAUCGCCUCCUGCUCCUCGACGCUGCCGGCCACCCCAUCCUCACCUUGAAGGAGAAGAAACUUACUAUGCACCACAGAUGGGAGGUGUUCAGAGGGGAUAGCUCCAACGCUCGCGAUUUGCUCUUCUAUACGAAGAAGAAAUCUGACACAGAGAUGGACGUCUUCUUGGCUGCCAACACUAUGCACCGUAUUUGCGAUUUCAAGAUGCAGGUUGACUACGACGGCAGCAAGGCUUAUUGUGCCUUGCUGUAUCUUGGCAACACAAACGCCAUUAUCGCUCGGAUGAACCGUAAGCAUGGUUUCUCCACUGUGCUGCUCGAGGUAUUCCCUCACGUUGACCAUGUGUUCGUUGGGGCUCUGGUUAUGAUUCUGAAUGAGAUUCACAAAGAGGAUUGCAGCGAAUCCAUCGACUUCCCAUCUGAGGAUUCUCCCGUGGAGAAUUGCCCAGCUGAGCAUCAUCCGGUUGAGAAUUAUUCAGCUGAGCUAGUCCCAUCUGAGGAUUCUCCCGUGGAGAAUUGCCCAGCUGAGCAUCAUCCGGUUGAGAAUUAUUCAGCUGAGCAUUACCCAGCUGAGCAUUAUCCGGUUGAGAAUUGCCCAGCUGAGCAUCAUCCGGUUGAGAAUUAUUCAGCUGAGCUGGUCCCGUCUGAGGAUUCUCCCGUGGAGAAUUGCCCAGCUGAGCAUCAUCCGGUUGAGAAUUAUUCAGCUGAGCAUUACCCAGCUGAGCAUUAUCCGGUUGAGAAUUAUUCAGCUGAGCAUUACCCAGCUGAGCAUUAUCCGGUUGAGAAUUAUUCAGCUGAGAAUUAUGCGUUUGACUUUUUUGGAUAAUAAACCCAAUUCCUCGCGGUACUUAAUUUUUAGGCCAUGAUGAUUGGCGUCUGGACCAUGUUCCUGCUCCAUUUCCAUGGAACUGUCAUGCAAGAAAGCCCUAAUUACCAUGUGAACUUGAUGUAAAUUCUUUUCUAUGUAAAUUUGGACCACAUUUGUACUGUUGACCUCCCUAAUUAGUUGUAUCUUAAUCCAGUUUUAAGUCUUGAUCCUUU
This is a messenger RNA of Setaria italica (foxtail millet), 1349 nucleotides long. RefSeq names its product protein LURP-one-related 10-like. The coding region runs from base 109 to 1134 and encodes 341 amino acids. Lineage: Eukaryota; Viridiplantae; Streptophyta; Magnoliopsida; Poales; Poaceae. The record is from RefSeq and is a predicted model, not a curated record. The transcript is spliced from 3 exons.